AAAUCACGAAAAUCUGUAUCAUUUUGAUAAUUUUGUAUUCAAGUUAAAAGAUAAAGAMGUUUUAAAUUUCGAUUAUCAUGCUGAUUAAAUAAAAAAAAAUAUUAAAACCAGUUGUAUUCAUUUUUUAAUUUUAUUAUAGUUCUGCCGUUAACAAUUUAUUGAAUCAUGUCUCAAGAAACCGUUCAGAUUCUCAUUGACAUGGGAUUCCAGAAAGAAAAAGCUGAAAAGAGUGUUUCAAUGACAGGAAAUCAAGGUGUUGAACCUGCCAUGGAGUGGUUAUUGGCACACAAUGAUGAUAAAAUGGGACCAUCAACUUCUCAAGAAGGUUCUACUUCAAACACUAAGUCAGAAACAAAUACAUCAUCUUCAACAGUAGCUAAAUCAUAUAAAUGUGAAGACUGUAAAAAAUUGUUUACUGAUACUGCUGCACUAGAAUAUCAUGCUGUGAAAUCAAAUCAUAGUAAUUUCACAGAAUCGACAGAAGAAAAGAAACCAUUAACUGAAGAAGAAAAAAAAGAACAAAUGAAAAAAUUAGAAGAACGUUUAAAGGAAAAACGUAAGGAACGUGAAGCUAAAGAAAAAGAAGAAGAAUUAGAAAGAGAAAAAAUUCGAAUUCGCUCUGGAAAAGAAAUGGCUGCCGCUAAAAAGAAGCUUGAAGAUGAAAACAUAAAAAAAAUUAUGGAUGAAAGAAAACGUGAAAAACAAGAAGAAAAAAUUGCUCGUGAUCGAGUUAAAGCUCAAAUAGAAGCAGAUAAAUUAGCUAGAAAAAAAUUGUAUGGUCAAGCUUCCGCAGAAGAACAACCAAAACAAGUGUCACCAAUAGCUAUGAGUCCUCAAAAACAAACAAAGGAUUAUACAGAAACAAAAUUACAGAUUCGUCUAACAAAUGGUCAAACGAUUGUUCAAACAUUUAAUGUUAAAGAAAUGAUGGCUGCUGUGAGAGUUUAUAUUGAACUAAAUCGUUCUGAUGGUGAUGCUCCUUUCUGUCUCAUGACUAACUUUCCUAGAAAAGUAUUUACUAGUGAUGAUUAUGAAAAACCACUUGAUCAAUUAGGUUUGGUACCAAGUGCUGUUCUAAUAUUGACUAAACCACAACAAUAAAAUUAAUAAUUAUUAUUUUUGUAAUAUCUAUCUUCCAAAAUUUUAAUAAAUCAAGUUUUAAUUGUAAGCACUAUGGAACUGAUUGGUUAAUUGUUCAGUCAUGUAUAAUAAUGAUUAAAAAUAGUGUUUAAAACAUAUUAUCAUAAAGGUAAAU
Molecule: messenger RNA, 1255 nt
Organism: Diuraphis noxia (Russian wheat aphid)
Lineage: Eukaryota; Metazoa; Arthropoda; Insecta; Hemiptera; Aphididae
Product: UBX domain-containing protein 1
Biological process (GO): negative regulation of proteasomal ubiquitin-dependent protein catabolic process; negative regulation of protein K48-linked deubiquitination; negative regulation of protein ubiquitination
Cellular component (GO): cytoplasm; nucleus
Molecular function (GO): K48-linked polyubiquitin modification-dependent protein binding
Source: RefSeq, a predicted model, not a curated record